CGCAACGUGUCUGUGUAUUAGAGGAUAUAUAUCAAUAGGUUUUCUCUAUAUACCAUAGGAAUUAUGGUAGACAACAUAGGCCCUAAAAACUCAUCCUCACACAAAGAUAGAGGGUUCAAAUACUGCUGUAAUGACUACGCUGAGGAGGAAACAUCAGGGCUGAUCAAGGAGCAAGAUCGGCUGCUGCCGAUUGCAAAUGUGGGGCGAAUCAUGAAGCAGAUCCUGCCCCCCAACGCCAAAGUCUCCAAGGAAGCUAAGGAAACCAUGCAAGAAUGUGUGUCGGAGUUCAUCAGCUUUGUGACGGGCGAAGCAUCUGAGAAAUGCCACAAGGAGAAGAGGAAGACCGUGAAUGGAGAUGACAUCUGCUGGGCUUUGGGGAACUUAGGAUUCGACGACUACGCUGAGUCUUUGAAGAGGUAUUUGAUCAGGUAUAGAGAGGCAGAAGGAGAGAGGGCCAAUCAGAACAAGACCGGUGCUGGCCCGGAGGAGAACCAGACGGAGGAGAGACAGCAAAGGGGGCCUAAUUCUCCGCCACCUUUCAGUUUCCAUCUGAGGGAAAAGAGAAGAGCUUAAUUAGGGCUAGCUAUAUAUGCAUAAAGUUAAGAUACAGUAAGUCAAAAAUUAAUAAUAAUAGUAGCUCCGAUUUGCUUUUAUGUAUAAUUUCGUGGAUGAAUCUAUAUAAAUAGGAUUCUGGUGUUUUUCAUACUUGGUUGUAACUUAAUUAGGGUGAGAUAAUCUGAUGUUGUAAUACAAGAACAAAUUAAGUUUGUGGUUUGGAGGUUUGAUCAGUAGUUUGUUUUGUGUUGGUCAAUUAAGUGUGUAAUUAAUAAAUUAAAUUAACUUGUUGCAUUGUUAAGUAAUAUGUGUACGUACUAAAUGUG
Molecule: messenger RNA, 881 nt
Organism: Sesamum indicum (sesame)
Lineage: Eukaryota; Viridiplantae; Streptophyta; Magnoliopsida; Lamiales; Pedaliaceae
Product: nuclear transcription factor Y subunit B-1
Biological process (GO): regulation of transcription by RNA polymerase II
Cellular component (GO): CCAAT-binding factor complex; nucleus
Molecular function (GO): protein heterodimerization activity; RNA polymerase II cis-regulatory region sequence-specific DNA binding; DNA-binding transcription activator activity, RNA polymerase II-specific
Source: RefSeq, a predicted model, not a curated record